Molecule: messenger RNA, 1829 nt
Organism: Lampris incognitus (smalleye Pacific opah)
Lineage: Eukaryota; Metazoa; Chordata; Actinopteri; Lampriformes; Lampridae
Gene: dnajc28
Product: DnaJ (Hsp40) homolog, subfamily C, member 28
Exons: 2
Coding region: 135-1295 (386 amino acids)
Source: RefSeq, a predicted model, not a curated record
CCGGAAAUACGUAAGCGCUCUUGAAAAUAUUAUUGACCUUUAAUUUCUCCUCUCUGUAAUUUGUGCUGACGGGGACAUGAGAGCGUUGCCGAGUUUGCGCUGAACAGGUGUGUGCCUUUGCACAACUGCAGGCUAUGAGUUGCAAAUUCCAGCUGCUGGUCGUCUGCAGUGACGUCUGCCGUGGCCGCGUUUCAUUCUUACUGUCUCGACCUCGACCCUCUGUGCUGUUACGAGCACUCAGCUAUGGUCCCAAGAUCAGCCGCAGUCUGCAAGAAAGCUACAGACUCCUGCAGCUGCCAGACAACGGAAACAGCACCCCUGCACAGGUGAGAGAGUCCUACCUGCGACUGGCUAAGCUUUACCAUCCCGACUCAGGGACAGCAACAGCAGAUGCAGUCCUGUUUGCUCGAGUGGAAGAGGCCUACCGCGCUGUGCUGGCACAUCAGAGUCAUGCUAAGAAACAUGGUAAAGCAAAGGAAGAGGAAGAUGACGAUAAGUCAAAGGGAAUGGCACCUCAACACAGGCACUACCUUAGCUAUGAAGGUGUUGGUUCAGGCACGCCCAGCCAGCGUGAACGCCAGUACCGCCAGUUCCGUGUGGAUCGGGCCGCGGAGCAAGUCUUGGACUACCGGCAGAGGGAGCAUGAGAGGGCAGCAGCUGCUGAAGGGGCACUCGUGGAAAGAGAUAUGCGUCAGCGUAGCCACAAGAUCAAGAUCACCCAGGCUGUGGAAAGGCUCGUGGAGGACCUGAUCCAGGAGUCCAUGGCCCGCGGAGACUUUCGAAACCUCAGCGGAGCUGGAAAGCCUCUUAGCAAAUUUCAGCACAAUCCGUAUGCCGAUCCAAUGACCCACAACCUCAAUCGCAUCCUCAUAGACAAUGGCUACCAGCCACCCUGGAUUGUAACACAGCGUGACAUCCGUGAGAGCAUCACCCGGAUCCGUGACAGGCUGCUGGACGGUAGGGCCAGGCUGGGUGACCCCAUGAAACCCACAGAGCAUGCUCAGUGGGAGCAGCUGUGUCUGUCUGUAGGAGAGGAGUUUGUGAAACUCAACAAGAUGGUGGACAACUUCAACCUCAUUGUACCAAUGCUAAACAUGCAAAUAGUUCACUUCAGCCUGGCGCGAGAGAUGGAGCGCGCUGAGAAAUAUGAUCGCCAGCACAGGCAGGAUCAAGACAAAGAGAGGGAAAGGGAGAGAGAGAGGAGGAAGGAGGGGAGGAAGAGGGCUAAUGCAACGUUGAGGCAGAAAAACACUAAACGAGGCCUGAUGUCCUGGAUACAAACUUUCCUCAGAUGAAAACGCAGACACCAGUAAGGCUAGCGGUGCUGUAGGGCACAGUUAAUGGGGAUCCCGAUAAAUAAACAAAUAAACAAACAAAUGAACUUUGGGUAUUGACAGGAUGGAGCUGUUUUUAAAACCAGUAUUUAUUUUCCAAUAUUGAAAUUUAUUACACUCAAUUUUAUCAUGUCAAAGAAAUAGUCUUUAAUUUUUUGUCAUUCAUGACACUGUAAUAGUAAACCCAUCUUACUGUUUGCUAAUGAGUUCUGUUUCCCAAACAACACUUGAAUCAUGUUACAGUAAGGUAAAUACACUUGACUGACGUUCUCGUGCCGCAUUACUGUACUUUCUUGAUUUAAAAGGAAGAGUAAUUAAAGGUGUGGUAAGCACUAGUUAUAGUCGGGGAUGGCUCUAUGACGCAAGUUAUUUCUAUGAAAUUACAGACCUGAAUAAUUUAGAAGUAUAAUUACAGAAUACUGUAAUGUUUGGUUGCUAUGUAACAUUAAAAGUUAUGGUUAAUCAUAAUCUUGCCUUUAAUCGCAUGUUCACAGC